Molecule: messenger RNA, 1101 nt
Organism: Erpetoichthys calabaricus (reedfish)
Lineage: Eukaryota; Metazoa; Chordata; Cladistia; Polypteriformes; Polypteridae
Exons: 1
Coding region: 1-1101 (366 amino acids)
Source: RefSeq, a predicted model, not a curated record
AUGGAACACACAACCCGCAAGAAGCCCGCAUAUAAGACUACAGUUUCACUGAAUGGCCAGCAACUAAGAAUGGAAGUUGAUUCUGGAUCAGCUUGUAGUUUGAUUAGUGAUAAUACUUACAAAAAGCUGUGGCCAAAUAACCCACCUCCACUGGUACGUACAGAUAGUAUAUUGUGGCAGUGGUCUCAGGCCCCACUCCAAGUGCAAGGUAAGAUCAAAGUUCAGGUUGAGUAUCGCCAUAUAAAGACUGCCUUAUCACUUCUUGUUGUUCGGGGUCAGGGUACUAGCUUGUUUGGAAGAGACUCGUUUGAAGCACUUGGAAUAGAAUUAACAGGGGUGCACAUAAUUCAGCAGCACCAUGUGACAGCUCUCCUGGAAAAGUAUGCAGAAGUGUUCCAGAAAAUCUGUGCAUGUAGAGGACCACCCAUUUCAAUUGAAGUGGACCCUACAGUUUCACCAAAAUUCUUUAAGGCUCGCCCUGUACCUUUUGCUCUUAAGCAGAGGAUUGAUGAGGCAUUAGAUGAUCUGGCUGAGCAAGGCAUUUUUGUACAAUGGGCAACACCCAUUGUCCCUGUCACAAAAGGGGAUGGAAGUUUAAGUAUCUGUGGUGAUUACAGAUGUACUGUUAAUACAGCAGUAAAACUUGAUGUUUAUCCUUUACCAACUGUUGCAGAGAUGUUCUCCACACUGGCAAGGGGUGUCAUUGUUACUAAAUUAGACCUUAAACAAGCGUACCAGCAGCUAGUUCUUGAUGAACCUUCAUCUGAGCUGUUAACAAUUAAUGCGCACAGGGGGCUGUACUGCGCUCAAUGGCUGCAAUUUGGGGUCUCUGCAGCUUUUGCCAUUUUCCAGCGUUUUAUGGAUACUCUGCUGGCAGAUAUUCUAGGUGUACAGCCAUACCUGGAUGACAUUUUAAUCACUGGGAAAACUCCAGAGGAGCACGAUGCACGUUUGGAGAAAGUGUUAUGUCAAAUCUCUGAAGUCGGACUUAGACUUCAAAAGGACAGAUGUGUUUUUGCUGCUACUGAAGUGGAGUUUCUCGGAUUCAGAGUAGAUAAAGAGGGCACCAUCCCACCAGUGAGAACCUGGAAGCUAUCAUGA